Messenger RNA from Dicentrarchus labrax (European seabass), 2995 nucleotides. Its product is annotated as tripartite motif-containing protein 16-like. Bases 34 to 1914 code for a protein of 626 amino acids. Gene Ontology annotation, molecular function: protein binding; zinc ion binding. Lineage: Eukaryota; Metazoa; Chordata; Actinopteri; Moronidae. The record is from RefSeq and is a predicted model, not a curated record. The transcript has a single exon.
AAACUCAGACAGUUGUUGUGACUGAGAGGUGAAAUGGCGCAGCAAGGAGUUCAGCUGGACAGAGAAACCUUCUCUUGUUCAAUCUGUCUGGAUCUACUGAAGGAUCCAGUGACUAUUCCCUGUGGACACAGCUACUGCAUGAACUGUAUUAGAAGCUACUGGGAUGAAAAGGAUGAAAAGAAAAUCCACAGCUGCCCUCAGUGUAGGCAGACUUUCACACCGAGGCCUGUCCUAGUGAAAAGCACCAUGUUAGCAGAUUUAGUGGAGGAACUGAAGAAGACUGGACUCCAAGCUGCUCCUGCUGAUCACUGCUAUGCUGGACCUGAAGAUGUGUCCUGUGAUGUCUGCACUGGGAGAAAACUAAAAGCCUUCAAGUCCUGUCUGUUCUGUCUGAUCUCAUUCUGUGAGAAACACCUCCAGCCUCACUUUGAAUCACCUGCCUAUGAAAAACACAAGCUGGUGGACCCCUCCAAGAAGCUCCAGGAGAACAUCUGCUCUCGUCAUGAUGAGGUGAUGAAGAUGUUCUGCCGUACUGAUCAGCAGUGUAUCUGUUAUCUCUGCUCUGUGGAUGAUCAUAAAGGCCACGACACAGUCUCAGCUGCAGCAGAAAGGACUGAGAGGCAGAGAGAGCUCGAGGUGAGUCGACAAAACAUCCAGCAGAGAAUCCAGGACAGAGAGAAAGAUGUGAAGGAGCUUCAACAGCAGGUGGAGGCUAUCAAUCACUCUGCUGAUAAAGCAGUGGAGGACAGUGAGAAGAUCUUCACUGAGCUGAUCAGUCUCAUCCAGAAAAGAAGCUCUGAUGUGAAGCAGCAGGUCAGAUCCCAGCAGGUAACUAAAGUGAGUCAAGUCAAAGAGCUUCAGGAGAAGCUGGAGCAGGAGAUCACUGAGCUGAAGAGGAAAGAUGCUGAGAUGAAGAAGCUCUCACACACAGAGGACCACAACCAGUUUCUGCACAACUACCCCUCACUGUCAGCACUCAGUGAAUCUACAUCCAGCAUCAAUAUCAGUCCUCUGAGGUACUUUGACGAAGUGACAGCGGCUGUGUCAGAAGUCAGAGAUAAACUCCAGGACCUUCUGAGUGAGGAAUGGACAAACACGUCUCUGACAGUGACUGAAGUAAAGGGCAUAGAAUUGGGGGGACUUCAGGGCCUGUGUUUGAAGAAGAAGAAGCGCAAACAUAUCAGAAAGAAUAGCCGUAGAAGCGCGAGUCAGGACAUUAAUACAGACUUUGAACAGGGUCUAGAAUUAUGUGCCACGCCCCUGACUGAAGUGGAUGUUUCACUGUUACAACCAGAGCCAAAAACCAGAACCGAAUUCUUAAAAUACUCAUGCGAAUUCACACUGGAUCUGAACACAGCAAACAGAUUCCUGGUCUUAUCUGAAGGGAACAGUAAAGCAACAGUAACAAUACAGCAACAGUCCUAUUCUAGUCACCCAGACAGAUUCACUGAUUUUUUUCAGGUCCUGAGUAGAGAGAGUCUGACUGGACGUUGUUACUGGGAGGUGGAGUGGAGAGGGAGAGGAAUUUGUGUAGCAGUCGCAUACAAGAAUAUCAGCAGAGCAGGGGGAUUGAAUGAAUGUAGAUUUGGAUACAAUGACAAAUCGUGGGCAUUAUAUUACUGCCAAAACAAUUCUAUGAUUUUGUACGACAGUAGCUGGUCUUCCGUCUCAGGUCCUCAGUCCUCCAGGGUUGGAGUGUAUCUGGAUCACAGUGCAGGUAUUCUGUCCUUCUACAGCAUCUCAUCAUCAGAAACCAUGACUCUCCUCCACAAAGUCCAGACCACAUUCACUCAGCCUCUCUAUGCUGGACUUUGUCCUUUUGGUGAUAGAGACACUGCUGAGUUCUGUAAACAGAACAGAACAGACAGAAGUCAUUUGAGGCACAGUUGGUUAGGGUUUGAGUUUAAUUCGUAAAAUUCUUAAUGUGUUUUGCAGAGAGCUGAUUGUUGUAUUGCAUUGUUGCUUUUCUUGACCUGUCAGUCAAUCAUUAUGGGUGGCACAUUGACAUUUUGUCAUUAUUUGCUCCGUAAAUGUUUGAGUUUCUUUUGGUGGCGCUCCCUCCUGUUUCUGUUUAAUCACGGAGGGACAUCACUGCUCAUGAAGAUUUUUGUUUACCUGAACCAGAGUUAUUAUAGUUUUGUAUUUUUCAUUAAUUUUAAAUGUUACAUCUAUGACAUUCAUACUCAUGUUUAUGUUGAAAAGAGAUGAUAUUGUAUAUGUGUGUUGCUCCUUGUGUGUUUAAUGGCAGUGUUUGCAGGAUGUGUUUAUGUGUGGAUGUGUGUAAAAGUCAGAUUCAUUCAGAUCUAACAGCAUCCUUCCUGAAUGCACAGAUGGAGAUAUAUGUAGAGGUCAUGAUGACAUUGUAUAUAUGUGUUUACCAGCCUGUUUGAAAAAAACAUUUGCUUUGUUUGAAUUCUUUGAGUUGUGACUUAAUAACCCUGGGUCUCAAGGCAAGAAUAUACUGUGUGUAUGACAAUACCUUAUGAAGGCAGUUGGCUUCCUGUCUCAAUAGACAUAUAUACACCAGUGCCUCAGUGAGUUUUUACUAUAAAUUCAUUAUCUUUAUUUCAGGUAACUAAACUUUUUUAGUAACCUUAACCUGAACCUACAUUUCUCUGCAUAAAAGUGUAAACUUAUCUGUACUCUAAAUGUUGACUAUGUCAUUGAUAAUACAUUACUGUUCUAAUGUGAUUUCAUGUUUUUUGUUUUUAUGUUGCAUUUUAUGCUGCAAAACCAAUUGCCCUUCAGGGAUAAAUUAAGUUGAACUUGAUUAAUAUUUGUAUUGAUGUAUUUUGUAUGUUGUUGUUUUUGUCCCACUGCAUGGGUCUUAAGAGGGAAAGCACCAGACCUUCAUCGUAUUCGUAGAUAUUUUGUUGUCACCACUUUGUAAAAAUUACAUUUAUUUGUUUGGCAGAAUGUUUUUGUUAUUGUACAAAUGAGGAACUAUGAUGUAGCUAAAACUAAAUUAUUAAUAAACAUUGUGAGAUAUAUCUGA